This is a messenger RNA of Ipomoea triloba (trilobed morning glory), 1493 nucleotides long. Its product is annotated as protein tas. The record is from RefSeq and is a predicted model, not a curated record. The coding region runs from base 39 to 1295 and encodes 418 amino acids. Lineage: Eukaryota; Viridiplantae; Streptophyta; Magnoliopsida; Solanales; Convolvulaceae. The transcript is spliced from 8 exons. Gene Ontology annotation, molecular function: oxidoreductase activity.
UUAAAUCAUUUUUAUUCUGAUAAGGUAAAAUCCCAGCCAUGGCUUCCUGGUCCAGCUCCUCCGCCGUGUCCCCGCCGGCUCUUCUCCACUCUACCGCCGCCUCAACUCGAACUUCCGGCCAUUAUCUGGUCACUCGCCGACUUCCGCCAUGGAUUGUCCGCUCGAGGAGCAAGCGACGGACUGCGUUGCUCGUCACUGCCGCAAUCGCACAGAAGACCGCAUUGGAGUACAGGAAGCUGGGGGAUUCCGAUCUUAACAUCAGCGAAAUUACCCUCGGAACGAUGACAUUUGGGGAACAGAACACGGAGAAGGAAGCUCAUGAGAUCCUUAGUUAUGCUUUUGAGCAGGGAAUUAAUGCUUUAGACACUGCCGAGGCUUAUCCAAUCCCUAUGAGAAAGGAGACACAAGGGAGGACAGAUCUCUAUAUUGGUAAUUGGCUGAAGUCUCAACCUCGUGAUAAGGUUAUUUUGGCUACAAAAGUUUGUGGUUACUCAGAACGAUCAGGCUAUAUACGUGACAAUGCAAAGAUCUUGCGGGUUGAUGCAGCUAAUAUUAAAGAAAGUGUAGAGAAAAGCCUUAAACGUCUGAAUACAGAUUAUAUUGAUUUACUGCAAAUACACUGGCCAGACCGAUAUGUACCAUUAUUUGGUGAAUUUUUUUAUGACUCUUCAAAAUGGAGACCAAGCGUGCCUGUUGUUGAGCAGCUGAGAGCCUUUCAGGAGCUCAUUGAUGAAGGAAAGGUGCGCUAUAUUGGCGUUUCAAAUGAAACUUCGUAUGGAGUGAUGGAGUUCGUUCACUCUGCCAAAGUUGAAGGAUUACCUAAGAUUGUCAGCAUCCAGAACAGCUACAGCCUUCUUGUGAGGUGCAAGUUUGAAAUUGAUCUUGUUGAAGUAUGCCACCCAAACAACUGCAACAUUGGGUUACUUGCUUACUCCCCGCUAGCUGGUGGAACACUGUCUGGAAAGUACAUGGAUUCUAAAUCUGAAGCAGCCCAAAAAGGAAGGCUUAAUCUCUUCCCUGGCUAUAUGGAAAGAUACAACAAAUCCCUUUCAAAGGAAGCGACGAUCAAGUACAUUGAAGUGGCUAAGAAACACGGUCUGACCCCAGUUGAGUUGGCGCUUGGUUUUGUGCGAGACCGUCCAUUCAUGACGAGCUCAAUCAUAGGUGCAACAUCAGUGGAUCAACUGAAGGAAGACAUUGCUGCAGUUUUGACGACGCAGCGACCUCUUCCGCCUCAGGUAAUGGAGGACAUUGAAGAUGUAUUCAAGAGAUACAAAGAUCCAGCAAUUGCCUAGACUCUGCAAUCCUUCCAUUUUCAUCAUUGUUGUCACUAUUGCAGUAAUCACAGUGUCGUGUUCAGGCGACUGUAUUCUAAGAUCCACUUCAUUUGUACCAAUUGUUCAACACAUGCGUGAAUAAUGUUCAUAGAUACUCAUCAUGGUUAUGGAAGCAAAUCCAAUUUGAUUAAAUAAAAGCAUCUGUUUUUCUUCGUA